Molecule: messenger RNA, 2931 nt
Organism: Ascochyta rabiei
Lineage: Eukaryota; Fungi; Ascomycota; Dothideomycetes; Pleosporales; Didymellaceae
Product: RNA helicase
Exons: 1
Coding region: 1-2931 (976 amino acids)
Biological process (GO): mRNA splicing, via spliceosome
Cellular component (GO): intracellular anatomical structure; spliceosomal complex
Molecular function (GO): ATP binding; RNA binding
Source: RefSeq, a predicted model, not a curated record
AUGGAGCGCGCCCACAGCCCCAAGCGCCGCAAGCUCGAGCCCGACGAGUACUCCAUCGCGCCCCAGCCCAAGUUCCGCAAACCCAACCGCCCCCGCGACCGCAAUGGCGCGCCGAGCGGCCGCGGCGCAGACGCUCCCCAGAAGCCCUUCGACGGGCCAGAGCCGCUGGUCGACGACUUGGACUCGAUGGCGCUGGACCGCGACUGGUACGGCGGCGAGGAGAACGGGCACACGUUUGGCGACGACUCCCACAAUCCGUUUGGCGGCGCCGAGAGCUCGUGGCUGGACGCGCAGCGAGAGGCCGCCCUGACCGAGAAGAAGCUGAACAACCGCGCCAGCAUGCGGGCGCAGCAGAAGCAAAAAGACGUCGACGCCUGGGAGACGAAUCGAAUGCUGCAGUCGGGCGUCGCCCAGAGGAGACACUUUGACGACGACUUCAACGACGACGACGAAGCCACCCGCGUCCACAUCCUCGUCCACGAUCUGAAGCCGCCCUUCCUCGACGGCAAGAAGGUCUUCACCAGGCAGAUCGAUCCAGUGCCCGCCGUGCGCGAUCCACAAAGCGACAUGGCCGUCUUCAGUCGCAGAGGCAGUCGCGUCGUCAAGGAAAAGCGCCAGCAGAAGGAGCGCGAGAAGCAGACCAAGGAGGCCACCAGCGCAAAGGGAACCACGCUGGGCAACAUCAUGGGCGUCAAAGAGGACGACACAGACAGUGCCGCUCCCAUGCCCGAGGACGUCGAGAAGAAGGGCGGGAGCAAGUUCGCAGACCAUCUCCGCAAGCAGGAGGGCGCCAGUGCAUUCAGCAAGAGCAAGACACUCCGGGAACAGCGACAGUACCUGCCAGCUUUUGCAGUCCGAGAGGACCUCCUGCGCGUGAUUCGAGACAACCAAGUGACCAUCGUCGUCGGCCAAACCGGCUCAGGAAAGACGACGCAGCUGACGCAGUUUCUCCACGAAGACGGCUAUGGGAAACUUGGGUUGAUUGGGUGCACACAACCUCGUCGUGUUGCCGCCAUGAGUGUCGCCAAGCGUGUUAGUGAAGAGAUGGAAGUCAAACUCGGUGGGCUGGUGGGCUAUGCUAUUCGCUUCGAGGACUGCACCAGCAAGGACACCAAGAUCAAGUACAUGACCGACGGUGUCCUUCUUCGUGAGUCCCUGGUCGAACCGGAUCUAGACAAGUACUCGUGCAUCAUCAUGGACGAGGCUCACGAGCGGGCGCUGAACACCGACGUACUCAUGGGACUUAUCAAGAAAGUUCUGGCACGCAGGAGAGACCUCAAGCUGAUCGUUACAUCCGCAACUAUGAACUCGGAGCGAUUCUCUCGCUUCUAUGGCGGCGCACCAGAGUUCAUCAUCCCAGGUCGCACCUUCCCCGUCGACAUACAGUACUCUCGUUCACCGUGCGAGGACUACGUCGAUAGUGCUGUAAAGCAGGUUCUUGCGAUCCACGUUUCUCAAGGUCCAGGUGACAUUCUAGUAUUCAUGACUGGCCAGGAAGACAUUGAGAUCACUUGCGAACUCGUCGCCGAACGGCUGAAACUCCUGAACGACCCUCCUAAGAUCAGUAUCCUGCCCAUCUACAGUCAGAUGCCGGCAGAUCUGCAGGCCAAAAUCUUCGAACGGGCUGCCCCUGGUGUCCGGAAAGUCAUUGUAGCCACCAACAUUGCAGAGACGAGUUUGACCGUCGACGGCAUCAUGUAUGUCGUAGACGCCGGCUUCUCUAAGCUCAAAGUCUACAACCCCAAGAUGGGUAUGGACACGCUACAAAUCACUCCCAUCUCACAGGCAAACGCCUCCCAACGUGCUGGUCGCGCUGGGCGCACUGGACCUGGCAAGUGCUUCCACCUGUACACCGAGCGAGCGUUCAGAGACGAGUUCUACAUUCAAACCAUCCCCGAAAUCCAGAGAACAAACCUGGCCAACACCGUCCUCCUCUUGAAAUCACUCGGCGUCAAAGACCUUCUCGACUUCGACUUCAUGGACGCCCCACCCCAAGAUACCAUCACGACCUCGCUCUUCGACCUCUGGGCCCUUGGCGCACUCGACAACAUUGGCAACUUGACUCCCCUCGGCCGCACAAUGACAGCCUUCCCCAUGGACCCAUCUCUCGCCAAACUUGUAAUCACAGCGGUCGAAUAUGAGUGCAGCGAAGAAAUGCUCACAAUCGUCGCCAUGCUGUCAGUCCCCUCCGUCUUCUACCGCCCGAAAGAGCGACAAGAGGAGUCCGACGCCGCACGCGAGAAAUUCUUCGUCCCAGAGUCGGACCACCUAACGCUGCUGCACGUCUACACGCAGUGGAAAGUCAACGGCUACUCGGACGGCUGGUGCAUCCGGCACUUCCUGCACCCCAAGGCUCUACGCCGAGGCAAGGAGAUCCGUGACCAAAUCCAGGACAUUAUGGAGAAGCAGAAGAUGCCGCUUGUCAGCUGCGGCACCGACUGGGACGUGAUCCGCAAGUGCAUCUGCAGCGGCUACUACCACCAAGCGGCCAAAGUCAAGGGCAUCGGCGAAUACAUCAACCUGCGCACCAGCGUCACCAUCCAACUCCACCCCACCAGCGCGCUCUACGGCCUCGGCUACCUGCCCGACUACGUCGUCUACCACGAACUCAUCCUCACAAGCAAAGAGUACAUGUCCUGUGUCACCUCCGUGGACCCGCACUGGCUCGCCGACAUGGGCGCCGUCUUCUAUUCGAUCAAAGAAAAAGGCUACUCGGCGCGCGACAAGCGCGUCACCGAACGCGAAUUCAACCGCAAGGCGGAGCUGGAAGCGCAGAUGGCCGUGGACAAGGCGCACGAGGAGCAGCGCAUCGCCGACGAGGAGAGCGGGCCGCUGAUAAAAAAAGCCGUGCUGGGCAGGAAGAAGGAAGAGGGCGACGGCGUCGUCAAGCGACCGGUCAUCGGCUUGAAGAGCAAAUUCAAGCGCAGGUGA